CCAGUUGCUCGGUAGCUGCCAGCGGAAGUUGUGUUUGUGUGUGUGACACACGUUAUUUUACUUGCAAUCCUUUUUAUUAUGCACUAUUCAUUAUUUUAGGCCACAGUCGCAAAUGGCUGAUUUUAACAACAGAUUUCAGAAUAGUCACGAACAGUUCAUCGAAGAAAGAAAGAAAAGAAUUCAAGAGAAACUUGGUCGCGGCCCAAAAUAAACUGGGAUCGUCAUCAAGCAUAGCCUCAAAUUUAAGCGGUCAAAGGUUUUCCUUACAUGUAGGAAAACGCCCAGGCUGUGCUGUAACAGACACCACUGCCUCCAAAGUUAUCAAGAAAGAGGCAGAUUCCCCACCAGCCAGUACAAGCACUCCCUGUGUCUCAGCUACACUCUUUUCCAACGAUGGUAACUUCUUGCAGCGCUUCAAACAGCUACAGGAGAUACAGGCUGCAGGAGCACCACAACCAGUAAAAGCUGUAAAAACAGAAUCUUCCAAUGAGCGUUUGUCUCUGCCACAGGCUGCAGUCACAGCUUUAGGAGCAGCAAAAGAAGGCCUGAAGGAUGACAGCAAAUCAGGGAUAUCUUUUGCCCUUUCACGGAGUACAAAGCCAAAGUCCACCCCGCCCAGGCCAGCCAUGACUGUGGCAGACGCGUUCAGAAAUGAAGAACAUGAAGCUCCUGUCUCUCCACCAGAAGAUGAAGACACCCUGAGCGCCAUUGAGAACCUGGCACAGGAGGUGGCGUGCUGGGGACAGGAGGCAGAACAAAAGGCAGCAGCUGAACAUCGCAGCAACCCAUUGUACUGGUGGCUUAAGGACAGCAGCAGUGACACCUACAAAUAUUAUCAGUGGCGUGUGGAGAAGUUGAAACAGAGAAUCAAAGAAGAGGGCAAUGAUGCUGAUACUGAGGAUGGACCUUCUUUUGAGGAAAACAGAGAAAGGGUACGUCGCAAAAAGAAGAGUCGUUGGGGCAGUGAGAGGGAUUCCCAGCUUAUACAGUCGAUCCCUGUUACUCCUGCAGCGGCUGUGGCUGGCAGGUCAGGUCUUGCUGCGCCUGGUGUUGUCACCAACGUCCAGCUUGGUCAGGGAGCUAUUGUCAAACCACUGCAUCCAGGAGGUCAUCCUACUCUGCAAGAUUUUGCACGACGUAUGGUUGGGAGUGAUACAAUCAAUGAAGAGCAGCUUAAGCAGAUCCGGGAGCAGAGAGAAAUGAACAUGAUGUAUGAGCUUAUCAUUGCCCAGAAGAAGGCCAAGGAAGCCUCACUGAUGACAGAGAUAGGUGGACUAAAGGUCAAGCCCAAAUAUCAGUAUGACUCUGAUGAGGACACAGAGGGUGGUACAUGGGAGCACAAGAAACGUCAGGUGGAGAUGGAGGCCACCAGAGAGUAUGCUGAAAAGCUGACAGAGGCAGGGCGAGGCAAGCAUUUUAUUGGAGACUUCUUACCACCAGAGGAGUUGGAACGCUUCAUGGAGACAUUCAAGGCUCUGAAGGAGGGGCGUGAGCCUGAUUACUCUGACUACAAGGAGUUCAAGCUGACAUGUGAAAACAUUGGCUACCAGAUGAUGCUUAAGCUGGGCUGGAAGGAGGGUGAAGGGUUGGGGUCAGAAGCUCAGGGUAUUACAGCUCCUGUUAACAAGGGCAACGUAUCUCAUGAUGGCCGUGGACUGGGAGUAGAGAGGCCUGCAGAACUGUCCAAAGAUGAUGAUGAAUACGAAGCAUACAGAAAGCGCAUGAUGCUUGCGUACAGGUUCAGACCCAACCCUUUGAACAACCCAAGACGUCCUUAUUACUAACUGGCUGGUGAUGGCAACAAUGAAGGUGGUUCCUUGUAUCCUGUGACUCCUUGUUAACGGCACCACUGUUCUUAUAACUGCGCUCAUAGACAUUUUCAUGUCUUAAGAUAUUUUAGGAAGCUGUUUUAGAAAUCUGAUUUUUACAAUUUGUGAUGGCAUAGCCAGUUGCCUCAUUUAUCAAAUUUUACAGUUUAAAUCAAUUGAGCUUCAUGCCUUGAGAUUUUUAUUUAAGUACUUGCACAGUUUGUGCAUUUAUGUUGAUGUGCAUGGUGACAAGAUGUUUUUAGCAUUUUAUUGGGGAAAGUUUUUAGAAACAACAUAAAUAGCACAUUUAUUUUUCAUUAUCACAUCAUUUUUUUUGCAUGAAACAUUUUAUUGGCAGCCAUUUUAGCAGACUUCUAUUGUUCCCUACUUGAACCUAUUUGAUGUUGAAUGUAAUGCUUAAUUUUAAAGGUUUUAAUGUUAAGGUUGAAAAGGGUAGUCAGUUUGCAAACUGUAAAUGACAACAAAAAGUAUAAGUUGUAGAUGAGGGCACAAAACUUUGUUCAGCUGUGGUUUAGUAAUUUUUGUUAAGAGCAUCCCAUGUGUAUUUCAUGGUUAUUUAGUAUUAUUACUAACCCUGUUUACUGCAUCUGUCCAUGGCCGAGUACUAUUGAUAAUAAUUUUACUUCUACAGUCUGUAGAAGGUACCAAAACCAGUUGAUCUCUUUUUGUAAGCCCUUGCAUUGAAAAAUGUUCCUUUUCUAAUAAAGAAACUUAAGAAACACUUGUGAGGCAUUUAGGCCAGUAGCGGCCAGUUUCGCUACAAUGGCGAGUGUACUGAGCAUAUGAAUAAAGCUGGCCAUAGGCAUGCAGAA
Messenger RNA from Pomacea canaliculata, 2641 nucleotides. Its product is annotated as SURP and G-patch domain-containing protein 1-like. The record is from RefSeq and is a predicted model, not a curated record. Lineage: Eukaryota; Metazoa; Mollusca; Gastropoda; Architaenioglossa; Ampullariidae. Gene Ontology annotation, biological process: RNA processing. Gene Ontology annotation, molecular function: RNA binding. The coding region runs from base 627 to 1784 and encodes 385 amino acids. The transcript is spliced from 14 exons. Gene Ontology annotation, cellular component: nucleoplasm.